Messenger RNA from Impatiens glandulifera, 2151 nucleotides. RefSeq lists its product as uncharacterized. The transcript is spliced from 5 exons. Lineage: Eukaryota; Viridiplantae; Streptophyta; Magnoliopsida; Ericales; Balsaminaceae. The record is from RefSeq and is a predicted model, not a curated record. Gene Ontology annotation, molecular function: deoxynucleoside kinase activity. Gene Ontology annotation, cellular component: cytoplasm. The coding region runs from base 161 to 1921 and encodes 586 amino acids.
CUCUUCUGAAUCUUCUUCUCCCUUUCCCUAAACCCCAAAUUUAGCCGUUCAAAACCCUGAGUUACUCCUCCUCUUCUAUCUCUGUGUUCUUAUUGGUAUAUGCCCUGCUUGGUGUUGCAGGACGAGUAAACGACAACUGAAUGUGGAAUGAACCCACAACAUGCAGACGUUAUUCAAUCGAACUCCUCCUGUUCUCAUCCUCUGCACCGCCGCUAGGUCUCCAUUUUCUUCUUUCCCUUCAAACAGUUCCCGCUCUCUAGGGUUUUGUAUUACAAGAAAAACCCCACAGUUUAACUUUCUCUGUGAUUCAUCCCCUUCGCAACUCAACAUGUUUGGUGCUGCAACUCUUCAUCUGCCUCCCUCCGGCGUUUCUUCAUUAAUGACACCCGCGACCACUUCAUUUUCCAAUAACCCAACAACAGCUAUUUGCCGAUGUUUAAUCAACAACCCAGGUCCUGUCAGGGCUUGGGCUUCUACGAAAAAGCUUCAACUUGGGCUCCGCUUCCAUACUGUUUCGGACGACAUUCUGUCUGUUUCAGCCACAGUUACAUGCAAUACGUCGGAGAAUUUGGAGGACAGUAUCGAAAACAGAAGGGUAGAUGAUAUAAACGGUGAGGAUGGAUUGGAUGAUGAUAAGGUUGUGAAGUUGCAGAGGAGGCAAAAGUAUUCCUCUAGCGAGAUGAUUCUUCCUGGAAAUCCUGAUUUGUUGACAAUUCCAGGCGUGGGACCAAGGAACUUGCGGAAGCUUGUGGAUAGUGGUAUUGUAGGAGUUACCGAGCUCAAAGCAUUGUACAAAAAUAAGUUUUCUGGGGAAGGUAAUGAGAAGAUGGUGGAGUUCCUUCAGAGUUCUGUGGGAAUCAUUCACAAAAACCAUGCAGAAAGUAUAACUUCUUUCAUCAAGAGUAGUGUGGAUGAAGAGUUCAAGGAGGAUAAUAGUGAGGUUUCAAAGCAUACAGCUCCAGGAAAACGGAUAACUUUUUGUGUUGAAGGGAAUAUUGGAGUUGGGAAGACUACCUUCCUGCAGAGAAUUGCUAAUGAAACAAUUGAGCUAAGGGACCUUGUGGAGAUUGUGCCAGAGCCUGUUAACAAGUGGCAGGACAUUGGACCUGAUCACUUCAAUAUUUUGGAUGCCUUUUACGCUGAACCUCAAAGAUAUGCGUACACCUUCCAAAAUUAUGUGUUUGUUACCCGAGUUAUGCAGGAAAAGGAAUCGUCUAGUGGAGUUAAGCCCCUCAGAUUGAUGGAGAGGAGUAUCUUCAGUGAUAGGAUGGUGUUUGUACGGGCUGUUCAUGAAGCAAAGUGGAUGAAUGAAAUGGAGAUAAGCAUUUACGAUUCGUGGUUUGACCCAGUCAUUUCGUCUUUGCCUGGGCUCAUACCUGAUGGUUUUAUAUAUCUUAGGGCAAGUCCAGACACUUGCCACAAGCGAAUGUUAGUUCGUAAUAGAGAAGAGGAAUGUGGAGUCUCCUUGGAUUAUCUUCGUGGCUUACAUGAGAAACAUGAGAACUGGCUUUUUCCUAUCCAAAGUGGGGAUCAUGGGGUAUUAACCGUCAAUAAGAUACCUCACCUUACGGAUAGACCCGAGUUAAGGGAUCGUAUAUUCUACUUGGAGGGUGAUCAUAUGCAUCCUCGCAUUCAAAAGGUUCCAGCACUGGUACUCGACUGCGAACCCAACAUUGAUUUCAGCAGAGAUAUUGAAGCUAAGGAAGAGUUUGCACGGCAAGUAGCCACUUUUUUUGAGUUUGUGAAACAGAAGAAGGAAGACGAAGCUCAAAAUGCGAUUGCAAAAGACAACCAAUCAAGGUCGAAGAUGAUACUUCCACAAAAGAAUGGUUUAUGGGUACCACCUGAAGGGAAGAGGUUCCCGGAAUCAGCCUUGAAGUCCCUGGACUUUAGGAGAGCCAUGUCAAUCUUGUCUGGCUAGUAGUGUCUUGUUUGGUUUCUUCGAUUGCUUCUCGUGUAUAAAAAUUGUCAUAUGAAUUAGAGUGUUAUUUAUGUAUGCUGGUUCAAGUGGGAGUUUUGUCAUGUUAAAAUUUGUAUCAAACACUAAACACCAAAUGUGUAAGUCUAUCUCCAUUGUGUGUUGAAAAGCACAAGUUUUGUAUACUAAGGGAGAAGAAUGAAAUUCAAUUGAAGGCAAGUGUUUAGAACUUU